AUGGGUAUUUGUGCUUCGUGUUUAGGAAAGCGAGACAAAGCAAGAAGUCCUGAGGAGUCACCUUUGCUAACCCCAGAGAAUCAUGCAACAAGCUACGCUGACGCUCAGGCAGCAAAACAACAGCAAGAUCUGAAUGUGAUUGUGAGAAAGACCCACGACCGGUUAAUUGAUAUAAACUUUGUUGGAAGGCCUGAUAUGGAGAAUGUCGACGAGCCCAUCGAGGAGCUGAGGGAACAGCUGAAUGCCGUUGAGGGAACCAAAGUGUGGACAUGGCCUCAGCUGAUGGGCUUGAGCGAGGCCGAGGAUGCUAUUGUUUCGGCAGCUCUCGAGUGGGCUAAAAAAGCCCCAAUGCUGCAGUUGCCGUUCAAUCACUCAGAGUUAGUAGAAGAGUUUUAA
This is a messenger RNA of Wickerhamiella sorbophila, 396 nucleotides long. RefSeq lists its product as hypothetical. The transcript has a single exon. The record is from RefSeq and is a predicted model, not a curated record. The coding region runs from base 1 to 396 and encodes 131 amino acids. Lineage: Eukaryota; Fungi; Ascomycota; Dipodascomycetes; Dipodascales; Trichomonascaceae.